CAAAAUUGCGUCUUACACGUACGGUACUCAUUGGUUGAAAUAUCUCAUCUUAAGCAGAUUUUUUGAAUACGAAUAAUGAGACAAAGUAAUUUCAAGUAAUGAAUUAAGACAUUAAAAAUUCUCCUAAUAUAUAGAAACCACCGUCGAAAAGCUUUUAUUUUACCGAAGCAUUUCGUAACGAACUGGUCUUCAGAACGGACCUGAUUUGCUGGUCAAGCUCUUAAGAUCGAAGAACUUAAAAAAAAAUUAACUUUUUGUUUUGUCGAAUAUAAAAGAAAAAAAAAUUGUUCAUAUCAAUCUCAGACAGUGUUAGAAAAAAAAAUCUUUUUAAGAAAAAGUGUGGUUCAACAACUAAAAUGGCAACAAAGUUUCCGGAUUAUAUAUCGAAAGAUCUGUUCGAGAAAUCACUCAGAAACGGUUUCAAGGAUUCCAGCAUCGUCAUCAACAACUAUGAAAUAACAAUGGGAAGUUCAGCUGGCGACAAUUAUUGCAGUGAUAUCUACCGAGCCAAAAUUGUCUAUACGAAAAAUGGAAAAUCGAACAAUUCGAUAGUGUUGAUUGUCAAGGCAAUGCCUUUUGUUGAAGCUCGGUCACCAGCUUUGGACAAUUUAGAGGUGUUCAACAAGGAGGUCAAAAUGUACACGGAUACAAUUCCAAAGAUUUCGGAUAUACUCGAUGGUGAAUACAUGUGCGCUCGCUGUUUUUAUGCGAUUAAGGAGCCUGUGCAGUUAAUUGUUUUUGAGGAUCUGAAAGUUUUGGGCUAUCAGAUGGCUGACAGACAGUCGGGUAUCGAUGAAGCACACUGUAAAUUGGUUUUGAGCAAAUUGGGAAGAUUUCAUGCGGCUUCUAUAGUCUUAUCUGAAAUGGAAAAGCAUCACAUGGACAAAUAUUACUUUGGAUUUUUUAAGCCAAACGCUCCAGUAGCUGAUGUUAUGAAAGCGGUUUUUGAAAAAGGAUUGAUUUCGUGUAUUGAUCAAGUGAAAACAUGGCCAGGUUACGAGAAUAUCGCCAAGAAAAUGGACAUCUUGAGUGAAAAUUUCAUUCAGAAAGUUGCAAACCUCUGUAACAACUCCCCUUCCUCAAUUAAGGUUCUUAAUCACGGUGACCUAUGGGUCAACAAUUUCUUAUUCAAAUAUGAGGAAGGGAAGCCUGUAGAUGUUGUAUUUGUCGAUUACCAGAUGAGCUUCUUCUCCAGUCCCGGUUUAGAUAUCAAUUAUUUCCUCAGCACAAGUCCGACAAACGAAGUUAGAGAAAAGAAGGUCGAUGUGUUGAUUGAAGUAUAUUACAACAAUUUUUCGAAGAUACUCAAAAAUUUGUCGAAUCAACAAUACAGUUUGGAGGCGGUGAAAAAGGAAAUACGCAGCCGUGAAUUUUAUGGAUUUUCAUCAUCAAUUGGAAUUACACCAAUAAUUAUGAUGGACAAAGAAGCGUCCAAAGAAUCAAGCAUGGAAAAUCUAAUAGACGAAGAAGCAUCAGCCAGAUUACGAAACGCAAUGUAUGGGUCACAAAAUUAUCGAAAGGCGAUGGAGUUUAUGUUAAAGAAAUUCGAUGAUCACAAAGUGCUAGAAAAUAUUUGGUGAAAGGUUUUUACGAAUUUACUGUUAUAAUACGGGUUACUAAUGGGAUCUAUAAUAAAGUCGCUAUAGUCAUCG
Bradysia coprophila is the source of this 1652-nucleotide messenger RNA. RefSeq lists its product as uncharacterized. Lineage: Eukaryota; Metazoa; Arthropoda; Insecta; Diptera; Sciaridae. The record is from RefSeq and is a predicted model, not a curated record.